CCCUCGCUCCAUAGACGAGGAGGUGACGUCGACCACGCCCGACCUGCCCGAGGGCGACAAGUCAGCGCCCAUCUCGUUAGAGAGCAUCCCCGCCGCAGUCCCGCUGGCCGAAGACGAGCCGUAUUACGACCAAGUGCCCGUGGAUAUCAAUGACGGCGAAUAUGUUUACAUUCAAGCAGGUGGAACCGGGUCGAGUGCAGAAGACGCGUCAAGCGGCACCAGUACCCUGCCUUUGAGCGCCACGCCAUCUGCGCCCACGGCGCCGCGUGCGCCUGAAUCCCCGCCUUGUGCCGUCGCGCCCAACUACGUCAACAUACACUACUUUAUACAGCAAGCGGGUGAAGGCCAAGAGCCAAGCGAAGCAGGGUCGGAACUGGCAGACUCCAGCGACACUCCACUGCUGCUGAGAACCAUCUCCUCCGACACGGAAGCCAGCGCCACACCGCCGGCUCUGAGAAAACUGCAGCACCAGGAGUCGAACAUCAGCAACAAUGAAGAAGCUGAGCGGCUUACCAUGCACCGAUGCAUUGUCUCUAGUAUCGUAGAAAGCGAAACGGUUUACGUAGAAUGCUUGUACGUAAUGGAAAAGUAUAUGAACGCAAUAAAAGCUACUCUAUCGACGUCUCAACCGGUCAUUACUGAGGAGGAGUUUAACACAAUAUUUUACAAGAUAUCUGAGUUACAUGAACUCCAUAAGAAUUUCUUAGAAGGGUUAAAGGCAGCUGUUGCUAGUUAUGAAGAGCCUCUUUCGGUUGGCAGUCACUUCAAGAAGAUGGCUGAGAACAUCAACGUGUACGGCGCGUUUCUUCACAACUACGGACGCGCGACGGACGCGGUGCGGCGUCGUUGCUCGACUUCGCAGCGGUUCGCAGACCUUACGCGACAAAUCGCAUGCCGAGGGCAGCCUAUGUCGCUCGACGACUUGUUGCACAAGCCCGUCGCAAGGGUCCAGAAGAAUGCCCUAGUAUUACACGAUCUCAUUAAAUAUACACCAGCAAGUCACCCUGAUCAUGCAAUGUUAACCGACGCUCUGAAUAUGACGCAACAUUUCCUUGAUGAAUUUAAUAUAAUACAAACAAAAUCUAUGUUCCCGAAUGCUGAUCGCGCACAAAGAAGACUAGUUAAAAACUCGUUUAUUGUAGAGCUAUCCGACGGUCAUAGAAAAUUGAGGCAUCUGUUUCUAUUUAACGAUGUUAUUGCAUGUGCCAAAUACAAAGCGUCCGGUCGCGACAAGUUCACGUUCGAACUGAAGUGGUUCAUCCCACUGCCUGAUAUCGUGGUAGUGGAGGAAGACUCGGCGGUGGCCAACGCUAACGAUGCGCGGGAGACGUCGCCCGCCAACAUAGUCGCGCUCAAGUCCCAGGCUUCCACCGUGCGCGACCAGAUACUGGCUGAAGAACGCGCUUCACACGAUGAAAAGAAAAUGCGAAUCGGCGGCCGCGGCGCACUAGAGAAACAGCGCAAAAAGCUAGCGGAAUUGGAAGGGCAGCUAGUGCUGGCGUCUCCUAACCUCAUAUUCCGUGUGGGGGCGCGCGCCCCGGGCGGCUCCACGGCUCUGCAGCGGCAGCACAUAUUCUUCCUCAGUUCCGAGUACGAGAGGACGCAGUGGGUCGACUCCAUACAUGCUUUGCAGGCGUCUUCCGCGCCCCCUGCGGGCUCUAAUACGGUGUCCAUGCUGGAGCUGCAGGCGUGGGUGACGGCUUGCCGCAGCUACCUGCAGACGGACAUGGGCUCGUACCUGCUGCGCAGCGGCCGCGACGACUCGCUGCUGCUCGGCGACCUGCAGCUGCACAUCGGCGGCAUGACCGCGCCGCUGGACACCGCCGCCGAUUACUACGUGGUCGUAGAAGUGGACUCGUAUGGGCACUACUUCCGCAAGGCCAAGUCCAAGCUGGUGUGCCGCAGCGCGCAGCCGCGCUGGAACGAGAGUUUCACGCUCGACCUGGAGGGCUCACAGAACUUGCGCCUGCUGUUAUACGAAGACGCCGCCAGACCCGUGCUUAGGGGGAAAUGUACGCUGAAGCUGUCUCGCGAGUGGGUCGCAGAGAGUGCAAGCGGCGGCGUCUCCCGCGCCGUGAUGCUAGGCGGCGGGUCGCUGCCGCUUCGGCUGCGGUUGUUGCCGCCCGAGCGCUCGGCGCGCCGCGUGCCCAGUGCCAAGGCCGGCGCGCUCUUCGGCGCCAAGAUCACGCACGUGGCCAAGCGAGAGAAGCGCAACAUCCCGUUCAUAAUCAGCGCGUGCGUACGCGAGGUGGAGCGGCGCGGCAUCCACGAGGUGGGCGUGUACCGCGUGUCCGGCAGCGCCUCCGACCUCAACCGCCUCAAGAAGAGCUUCGAGACCAAUGCGUACGAGGCGGAGCAGCUGUUGAAAGAAGUAGACAUCCACUCGGUGACGGGCGUGCUGAAACUAUAUUUGCGCGAGCUGCCUGAGGCGCUGUUCACCGACGCGCUCUACCCCGAGCUAUUGCGUGCUUGGGGCGCCACGCAGUCGGGCCCGGCGCACACGCGGCGCCACGCGCUGCUCAAGUGCUACGCGCAGCUGCCCGACCUCAACAAGAACUGCAUCGACUUCCUCCUCAACCACUUCGUCAAGGUGAACCAACACGAGGGCGAGAACAAGAUGUCUCUGCACAACCUGGCCACGGUGUUCGGGCCGACGCUGCUGCGGCCGGCCAGCGCGGGCGGCGCCGCCAAGCAGCGCACCGACCUGCUCGCCGCCGGCACCGUCGAUGCUAUGGCCCAGGCCGGCAUCCUGUACUGCCUGCUGCAGCAGCGUCAGCUGGCGGCGCAGCUGUCGUCGCACCACCGCACCACGCCGCUCCUUGACUAGGCCGGCUCCACGUGAGGUUAGCGAGACUAUACCGGGCCAGCCUUUAGCCUCAGCCCAACACUGUUCACCAUCGCUUGAGUUAAAGAUGAAUAAGGACUCAAAAAUAACAAUCGACAAAUGAUUUACAUCAUGAGGGUUUGAGACGCGACACGCCCCAAUCUACGCUAACCUGUAAUCUUACUAUCGGUGGCUCCACUUACUUUCAAAGUUUCAAUCAACGAUUUCGAUUCUGUUUACGCUCCGAACGACGCUAAAACAAGACACAGAAAGUUCGGGUCACUGGAAGACUUUUAGUUUUCUGUAUUAUAUCUGCAUUUAAAAUAAAUGUAUCACCAGUAUUUCUCUUUUGCGAGUUGAGCUUUGGCAUAAACUUAUUAUUCCGCGAUAAAUACUCGUCCAAAACAGAUUUUGCUGUCAUAAACAAUACAGGGGUGCCGACUACGAAUUCCAUUAAAAGACAUUAGUGGGUGGUUUGAAUUAAUAACUAUUAUAAUAAGGUGUACUUCCAAUCUUAACAUUGAUGAAGAUUUUUUUACAAACUUUAUUAUACCCAGUCAUUUGUGCCACAUACAAACUUUUUAUAUUGUAUGUAAUAUCUUAUACAUUCCAUAAUUAUAAAAUAAUAGACUGACUAUAGAAGUAUCGAUUAGAAGAUAUAUCAUUUACACAAAAUUAGCAUUAAAUAUUUGGCAACAUCUGAUAACAUUUCCACGCAUAGUUGUGAAGACAACUAUUUCAAUCCACACUACCAUUAGGAGGCGAGUCUUAGUGUGAAAUUCGUCAUAAUAUAAAAAUGGUCGGGAUGAACAUUAUGGAUGAGUAUUAUGAAAAGGGACCGAAAAUAUUGAUAAUUCAUUAAAUUUUUAGAAUAAAUUGGAGCAGACUGAUAUUGAUAAAAAUGAGUAUUAGUAUUUAUUUUCGAAAUAAGAAGUGCAUUUCGAUCAAAACGUAUUGAUUUAUUUAUAUCGGGAGAUUAUUUAGUAUUGCUUUAUGAUACACAAAUAGUUAUUACGUAUUUCUUUUUGUUUUUACAAUUAAUUGU
Messenger RNA from Ostrinia nubilalis (European corn borer), 3869 nucleotides. It is a transcript of the gene RhoGAP1A, whose product is annotated as breakpoint cluster region protein. Gene Ontology annotation, cellular component: membrane. The transcript has 18 exons. The record is from RefSeq and is a predicted model, not a curated record. Gene Ontology annotation, biological process: positive regulation of GTPase activity; intracellular signal transduction. Lineage: Eukaryota; Metazoa; Arthropoda; Insecta; Lepidoptera; Crambidae. Gene Ontology annotation, molecular function: GTPase activator activity; guanyl-nucleotide exchange factor activity. The coding region runs from base 515 to 2827 and encodes 770 amino acids.